Molecule: messenger RNA, 1914 nt
Organism: Hypoxylon trugodes
Lineage: Eukaryota; Fungi; Ascomycota; Sordariomycetes; Xylariales; Hypoxylaceae
Product: FAD dependent oxidoreductase
Exons: 2
Coding region: 216-1802 (528 amino acids)
Cellular component (GO): cytoplasm
Molecular function (GO): oxidoreductase activity
Source: RefSeq, a predicted model, not a curated record
UUUCAACACCUCGAUCUGAUUCAUAUGCGAUUCUUCGACAAGACCCUCGAUUUACACAUAUUGAAAUAAAGAACAUAGCCAACCUAUUUAGAUGUAAAAAUCCUUCAAUUUCGGUUUACAUUACUUUGACGACUCUAACACUUUGAGUACCUUGUCUUUCACCCCGCUCCCGUUCCGUAAUAAGAGCGAGCUGUACAGUUCUCUCAUAAAUCAACAUGGCAGCGGGUCAGCUUCUACGGGGCCAGUCCGGUCUACCGGUCGACAACUCGACAAAAUCAUAUUGGCAUAAGGAACCCUCGGGGAAACUACUAGGACACCGGACGACCAAGGAAUUACCCCGCUCUGCUGAUGUAGUGAUUGUGGGGAGUGGCAUCACGGGGAGUUUCGCGGCGCACUUCUUGAAAGAGAAGAAGCCGGAUUUAAAUGUUGUUAUGCUGGAGGCGAGAGAAGCUUGUUGGGGAGCUACUGGAAGGAAUGGAGGCCACUGCCAACCCGCAAUAUACGCUGCUUCAAAGCCACACAUCGCCUCAUUUGAACUACGCAACUUUCUCUACCUUAAGAGCCUAGUUGAGGAAUACUCUAUCCCAUGCGAUUGGCGUUCCACAAGCGGCGUCCACGCCUUCUACUCCGCAGAACUAUUCUCCAUCGCGCAGAAAAUCGUCGCAAACCUAUCUGAUAACUACCCAGAUCUAGCUGCCAAUGUUGCCGUAGUGACCAAGGGCGAGAAAGGCAAGGCCGAGGGCGAAUUAUCAGGCACCCCAGCCUAUCUCCUCGAAGGCGAGCGGCGGGAACUCACGCUUCACGGCCUACGAGUUCCUAACGCCGAAGGCGCUGUAGUCCAAUGGAACGCGGCAAGUCUAUGGCCAUAUAAACUCGUAUCCUUCGUUCUCGAACGCCUGCUCGCCGCCAACAACGAGGAAAGCUCCAAGGGCUCUUUUAACCUGCAAACCAACACCCCCGUAACCGGCCUCACACGUGCCGAAUUAUCCAAUAUCGGCCACAAUUCCUCCUCCAAACCACAAUCAAUAUGGACAAUCCACACCCCCCGCGGCACCAUCCUAUCCCCACAAAUCCUCCUCGCAACCAACGGUUACACAUCCCACCUCCUGCCCUCCCUAAGCGACCUAAUAAUCCCGACCCGAGGCCAAGUAUCCUCCCUAACACCCCCAGAACAACCAUCCGUCCCCACCGAUCACCCGCUCGAUAUCGGACAUACAUACUACAUAGUCGGCGAGCCCAACGCCGCUUUCUCGCGCGACGACUACCUAAUCCAACGGCCACCUCCAAGCGCAUCCCUAAUCUUCGGCGGAGGCCGACAGCACGCGCGUAAGCGCGGAGUCGGGGUUUGGGAUGAUAGUAGUGUAGAUGAGAGCGUGUCUUGGUACCUGAGGGGGGAAUUAGGUAGUGUAGUUGACUUAUCGUUAUACCAUGAGAAAGAAGGGGAUACAGAAACAAAGAAACAAGAUCUCACCCCAACUCACGAAUGGACCGGUAUAAUGGGCUACACCCGCGACGGCCAUCCCUUCGUCGGGUCCGUCCCCGAGGGUCUAGGCGGUGGAUCUGGGUUAUAUGUAUGUGCCGGGUAUACCGGCCACGGGAUGCCGAAUGCGGUUUUAUCCGCUCGUGCUGUUGUUGAUAUAUUACUUAGCGAUGAUGGUAAAGGUGGUGAGGUGGAAGUUGAUCUACCGCCUGAGUAUGAACUCACUGAGGAUCGGGUCUUGGCUGCAAGGUUAUUGGAUGAAGUUGCCGUUGUGGAUGAGAAGGGAAGUUUAUAUAUGGAUUUUGGUGCUGUUAGGGGGUAGAUGAAUUCAUGUAGUUGUCGUUUUAUGGAAGAACUGUAGACCAUGAUUAUAUACAUUCACCUACGAAGCGAGUAGGUACAUUCAAUGUAGCUGCAUAUAAAAAUAAACGCGA